Molecule: messenger RNA, 1806 nt
Organism: Carassius gibelio (silver crucian carp)
Lineage: Eukaryota; Metazoa; Chordata; Actinopteri; Cypriniformes; Cyprinidae
Product: lysophosphatidic acid receptor 5-like
Exons: 1
Coding region: 92-1009 (305 amino acids)
Biological process (GO): phospholipase C-activating G protein-coupled receptor signaling pathway; positive regulation of Rho protein signal transduction
Cellular component (GO): membrane
Molecular function (GO): lysophosphatidic acid receptor activity
Source: RefSeq, a predicted model, not a curated record
CUCAAAACCACUGUAAAAUCUGCCCAGAGGUCAAUCGGCCACCUUCGACCCAAGCUUUCUGAUUUCGUAAUCAGCGGUUCUCCUCUGAAACAUGAAUAUGUCUGGGAACUUGACUGACCCGUGCACUCCUGUGGAUCGGGACCGGCAAGUGGCGUCGGCCGUGGUGUAUGGACUGGUUCUUGUCGUGGGUCUACCGCUCAACACGUUGUCCCUGUGGAUCCUGCUGCGCAGUCACGGGUUCCGGUCCCCGUGCGCCGUGCUCAUGGUGAACCUCGCCGUGUCCGACCUGCUCCUCGCGCUCUCCCUCCCGCUGCGCGUCUACUUUUACGCAACGCUCAAGUGGCCGUUUGGAGCGGCCACAUGCACCGCUGCCAUCGUUUUGUUUCGCGUGAACAUCAGGACGAGCUCUAUCUUCAUCACUUUAAUCAGCGUGGACCGGAUGGUCGCCCUGGUCUUCCCUCUGCGCUCCCGCUCUCUGAGAACCUCCGCGUGCGCGCUGAAGUGCUGCGCGGUCGUGUGGAUCCUCAUCUCCAUCCUUUGCAUCCCCGAGAUUAUGAAACUUUACGGUUCCCUGAAGCAGUGUUCCAGGGCAUCGUGCUUCGAGGUUAAAACGCAAGAAAAAGACUCAAUAUUCGCGCUCUCACAAGCGAUAUUUUUAUUAAUACUCCUGCUGGUCAAUAUCGUCUCCACGGUCGUGGUCAUAAUUACUCUGAGGAAGCGUCCCAGCGCUGACGCGGCCAAGGUGAACAACAAAAUGAACGUCAUACUGAUUUUUGUCAUCAACAUGUUGGUGUUUAUGAUAUUUUUCCUGCCGUUUACUUUACGACUCUUGCUGUACAACGAGAACAACGGAAAGCAUAUACCAGCGCUCGUGUGCCUGGCGAGUGUCAACUGCUGUCUGGAUCCGCUCAUCUACUACUUCUCUCUGGACUCGUUCUGGCAGGACAAGGGGAAAAAACAAACUGAUGCAGGCACUCAUUCCCUCAGCAGGACGAUGGAAAUGUCUUGACAAGCUGAGGACAGAAAGGAUAGACCAUCCUAACCAGCCCCCCAAUGGGACAUGGCGAUGUAUACAAAUGUGAGAUGGAAGGAAAAUUAUAUUAGUGUUUUUCCGUUUGCUUGAGAAAACUAGCAUUUGCUCGCAAAAUUAUUCAAUUAAAGUGAAAGCAGGUAAAUUGGGCACUUUUGCCAGCCAUAGAGAUGACUUGGAAAAAUAUAUAAUAAUACUUUAUUCACCACUAUAGGUUUUCCUCUGACGUUUUUAAUAUUAUUUCCAUCGCAAGAGGUUCUCUGUAGGCAAUCUUUUUUUUUUUUUUUUUUUUUUUUUUUUGAACCAUCAUUUUUUUUAGCACACAAUAUAGUUAGUGUUCAAAUCACAUCUGAACACUUUAUGAUUAUCAAAUCUUAGUGGAACAUGUUAUUGUGGCAAACUGUUUUUAAUCUUCUCGAGAACUUAUUUCAUUCAUCCACUAAAAAUGUUCCUGAGCAGGUGAAACCAAGUUGAUUCGGCAUUUUAUUUUAAAUGUUCUAUUUAAAUCUCACAAUUUGCACUGUGGGUUUAUGUCCUGUUUGGUAAGAGUCACAUAUUGUGAUUAAAUUUAUUACUCUGUAAUUUCGUUAUUUUUUAAACUGCCCUAUGCUGAAAAAAAUAGUAUAAUUUUAACUGUAAAAUAUUGUAAAACUGAUGUUAGAAAAGUAAUUUCCUGUAUACACGGGAAAACUGUAAAAGAUCUAACCAGACAUUUAAUGUAAAUUUACGGUAAAAUGCUGUUAUUUGUAAAAUGUUUAGGUGUAGAAAUAGAACAA